Molecule: messenger RNA, 908 nt
Organism: Lingula anatina
Lineage: Eukaryota; Metazoa; Brachiopoda; Lingulata; Lingulida; Lingulidae
Product: perlucin-like protein
Source: RefSeq, a predicted model, not a curated record
AUGCUAUGUGUAGUAGUGGUUGUUGUAAUAGUGGUUGUUGUAGGUGUAGUGGUGGUUGUAGGUUUAGUGGUAGUUGUAGGUGUAGUGGUGGUUGUAGGUUUAGUGGUAGUUGUAGGUGUAGUAGUGGUUGUUGUAGGUGUAGUGGUGGUUGUUGUAGGUGUAGUGGUGGUUGUAGGUGUAGUGGUUGUUGUAAUUGUAGUGGUGGUGGUUGUAGGUGUGGUUGUUGUAGGUGUAGUGGUGGUUGUAGGUGUAGUGGUGGUGGUUGUAGGUGUAGUAGUGGUUGUAGAAUUAAACCAAAAAUCACGCUGUUUUGGGUUUACUGGAGAAAGGUAUGAUACCUGGGAAUUGCGUUUUGCUGUUGAUUGUAGGUCUGCGCAAAGUGUGAGAGGCGGUCGAAGCUGUGACUCCAGAUUUAUACAGUUUGACAAGAAUUGCUAUUUCUUUGGCACGAUUAAGAAGUCAUGGGAUGCAGCGAGACAGGAAUGCCAGAAUUUGGGUGCUGAUCUUGUUGCCAUAGAAACCUAUGCAGAAGACAACUUCAUCUACAACCAGAUCCUGUCCAUGUCAACCUCUUCUCAACUGCUUGGUUACUGGACUAGUGGUUUGAUGGUCCACAGAGGACGAUGGGAGUGGCAAUCUACCAGUCGUUCUAUCAACAGCUACACAAGGUGGUAUCCUGGACAGCCAGAUAAUCCCGUGACCCAGCAUUGUCUUAAUCUAUAUACGAAAUUUUCCUUCUACUGGGAUGACUUCUACUGCUCUAAUGAAUUGGGGUUUAUUUGCGAGAAAGCUGGCGGCACUCCACCCAAUUCCGAUUCAGUUUCUUAGAAAGAAAAAUAUUUUACGCUAAUAAGAAAUGUUGAUGGAGUCUUUCUAGGAACACUUCAAAGAUCACAAUAAAAAUCUUA